AUGAACAAGUUGGUCAAACGUGGCACACUAAUCAUAAAGUUACUGGAAGCUCCUCGGCAGACCAGCAUAAAGGAGCUAUUAUGUGGAUCAGGUUCUGAGGGAAUCAUAAUCACUUCAUAUGAAAAACGUCGAGUGUUUUGUGGCUCCGAACACCCAGUGAAGGAAGUGCAUCGCAACGUCUUGAAUACCGCAAUACCAGAAACAUGGGGCGACCUGGUGCAGCGCACUCUACGACUUAGCAACAUCAUAAACGAGAGAUUCAGUCAGGUUCCAGAAGUUUGGUUUUGCGGCAGCCUCACCUGGAACCCUUUUGGAUCUCUCGUUUGUGAUGUGUCCUGGCAACUGAAUGUGCUGUACCAUGCCACCUCAUGUUUCGGUCACUGCAAUAUUUGGAAUACCGCGACACAUUCUUUGACUGAAUGCGCUGCACAAAGGCAGCCUCGUGUUUCAGUUGGCACGAUAUUCGACAUAUCUCAGUACAUUUGCCUAAAGCAGUCCACACCCAAGUUUGCCGAAAAGUGUUCGACAGCCCACGACCGGUUCCGCCAUUCUUGGGCCUCAUCACCCCCGAGUUUCCGUCAAACUUAUGUUCUAAUUGAUUUGCAAAUGGGUGUAUUUUUCGAAAUCGGUCCGAUUUGGGUUCAAGUAGAACAUAAGGUUGAUGGAAACUCGGGGACUGCGCCUACCUGA
This is a messenger RNA of Opisthorchis viverrini, 690 nucleotides long. RefSeq lists its product as hypothetical. The transcript is spliced from 6 exons. Bases 1 to 690 code for a protein of 229 amino acids. The record is from RefSeq and is a predicted model, not a curated record. Lineage: Eukaryota; Metazoa; Platyhelminthes; Trematoda; Opisthorchiida; Opisthorchiidae.